AUGUUGGAGUUGACUGGUGCUGGUGUGGUAGCCGUUGGCAUGGAGGAAUUGGUUCAGAGUAUGGCGAGACAUUUGAUUGGUAGCAGGAGUGACAACACUGUGUAUAAAUAUUUUGGUGCUUUUAAAUUCCUGUCGGACCCCCGAUCUUAUUGGAAACCGGACUCGGGGAUAGGCGUGUUCGAAACCACAGAGGUCAACAUUACAUCUACGCGCUAUUAUCGGCAACUACAGUCACGUAUCCAGAGCGAGGCCGAGACAUGCGCACAGCACAUCCAUCACACAGCUGCCACUUCUGCCGACGAGCUCAGUAACUAUUUGCGAACAUUCCACACAAACUUCAAGAUGAACUUUCUCCUGGCUGUCUCUGUGCUUUCAGUACUGCUAGCCAGUGUGAACAGUGCGUGUAAUAUCGACACUGUCCUGACUUGUACCACGACUUACACCGACGGAAUCAAGGGCAACAGCAACGACUUAUCCACCGUUUGCCGAUUAACCAGAACGUACCUGUCUUGUGUGAGAACUUCUGGAUGUGCUGAGAACGAGUCCGUGAAGAGUCAGUUAGCUUCCGCGGAGCAAGUGGUCAAUGAUAAAUGUGGAGCUUGUCAAGUACAGGUCUCCAUCCUGUGUCUGGCACUGAUGUUGGUCGCCAUGCUGUUUUCCAAGUAGACUUUAGUGCCACACGUAUAUAACAACACUCUCAACGCUUUCGUAAUCAAGUAUAAUUCACCAUCGUGUUCGGAGCUUCUUUUUUGUUUUUUAAAAUCUCUUUUGAGAUGUGUACACAAGCUGACUUACUAGACGAUAUAUAUCGGAUAAUAUAACGUGUUUGUUGUUCAAUAUGUAAUUUCGUUUUAUAUUAGUACUUGUUUCGUAUGUUUUUUUAACGAUGAAUCUUUUGUAUCAGAGAUUUUAUAUUGGUACGUAUGUUGAACCGCACUGACUUGAGACUGGCUGUACAAGUAAUGGGUUCUAAAGACUCGCUGUUAUGUAUUUGUAUUUUCUCUCAUUGUUGCAGUUAAAGGCAUAUUGUCACAGACACUGACCUAUUUAAUGGCCUAA
Messenger RNA from Gigantopelta aegis, 1059 nucleotides. RefSeq lists its product as uncharacterized. The record is from RefSeq and is a predicted model, not a curated record. NCBI's taxonomy places the organism in Eukaryota, Metazoa, Mollusca, Gastropoda, Neomphalida, Peltospiridae. Bases 1 to 666 code for a protein of 221 amino acids. The transcript is spliced from 5 exons.